GGACCUGUCCGAGCAGGAAGCGAGCAGGAUCCCGGCCCUGGCCGCCGCCACCUGGUCCCUGUGCUAGUACGCGUCUUCGUCCUCCUCCCUCGUCCUCAUCACUCGCACCCGCGUCCUCCAGCCUCACCGGCGACAGGUAACCCCGUCGCCGCGCGCUUGCCUCUGCGCCCGCACAGGUGGCAUUUUUCUGAAGGUGUUCAUUGAGACUUAACAGCAUUCCUGUGGAAUAUAAAUAGGUGAUAGUGGAUAGCCCUCUUCAAAAAUGGAGGAUGGAAAGCCCGUUUGGGCGCCACACCCAACCGAUGGGUUCCAGAUGGGCAAUAUUGUGGAUAUUGGCACCGACAGCUUGACAAUUGAACCCUUGAACCAAAAAGGCAAGAUGUUUUUGGCUGUCAUGAACCAAGUGUUCCCUGCAGAAGAAGACAGUAAAAAGGAUGUGGAAGAUAACUGUUCGUUAAUGUAUUUAAAUGAAGCCACACUUCUCCAUAAUAUCAAAGUUCGGUAUAGUAAAGACAGAAUUUAUACGUAUGUCGCCAACAUUCUGAUUGCAGUGAACCCAUACUUUGACAUACCUAAAAUAUAUUCUUCAGAAACAAUAAAGUCAUAUCAAGGAAAAUCUCUUGGGACAAUGCCACCUCAUGUCUUUGCAAUUGCUGAUAAGGCUUUUCGAGACAUGAAGGUGCUCAAGAUGAGUCAGUCUAUCAUUGUAUCUGGAGAAUCAGGAGCUGGCAAAACAGAAAAUACAAAAUUUGUUCUAAGAUAUCUGACUGAAUCCUAUGGAACAGGUCAAGAUAUUGAUGAUAGAAUUGUUGAAGCCAACCCACUCUUAGAAGCCUUUGGAAAUGCAAAGACUGUUCGCAACAAUAAUAGCAGUCGAUUUGGAAAAUUUGUAGAAAUACAUUUCAAUGAAAAAAGUUCGGUUGUUGGAGGAUUUGUUUCACAUUAUCUCCUAGAGAAAUCUAGGAUCUGUGUUCAAGGCAAAGAGGAAAGGAAUUAUCAUAUCUUUUAUAGGUUAUGUGCUGGUGCUUCUGAAGAUAUUAGGGAAAAACUUCAUUUGAGUUCCCCAGAUAAUUUUCGGUAUUUAAACCGAGGCUGCACUAGAUACUUUGCCAACAAAGAAACUGACAAACAGAUUUUACAGAACCGUAAAAGCCCUGAGUGUCUUAAGGCAGGUUGCUUGAAAGAUCCUCUGUUAGAUGACCAUGGAGAUUUUAUUAGAAUGUGCACCGCCAUGAAAAAGAUUGGUCUGGAUGAUGAAGAGAAACUUGAUCUGUUUCGGGUAGUGGCUGGUGUCUUGCACCUUGGAAAUAUUGAUUUUGAGGAAGCCGGCAGCACUUCAGGUGGUUGUAAUCUGAAGAAUAAAUCUACUCAGUCAUUGGAAUACUGUGCUGAGUUACUGGGUUUGGAUCAAGAUGAUCUUCGUGUGAGUUUAACCACAAGAGUCAUGCUUACAACAGCAGGGGGCACUAAGGGAACAGUUAUAAAGGUACCCCUGAAGGUGGAGCAAGCAAACAAUGCCCGCGAUGCCUUGGCGAAGACUGUCUAUAGCCAUCUCUUUGAUCAUGUGGUUAACAGAAUAAAUCAGUGUUUUCCUUUUGAAACCUCAUCCUAUUUUAUUGGGGUCCUAGAUAUUGCAGGUUUUGAGUACUUUGAACAUAACAGUUAUGAGCAAUUUUGCAUCAACUACUGCAAUGAAAAACUUCAACAAUUUUUUAAUGAAAGGAUUCUGAAAGAGGAACAAGAACUCUACCAAAAAGAAGGUUUAGGUGUUAAUGAAGUACAUUAUGUGGAUAAUCAGGACUGUAUAGAUUUAAUUGAAGCAAAAUUAGUGGGCAUACUGGAUAUUUUGGAUGAAGAAAAUCGCCUUCCCCAGCCCAGCGACCAACACUUUACAUCUGCAGUUCACCAGAAGCAUAAGGACCAUUUCCGACUCACUAUCCCCAGAAAAUCUAAACUGGCAGUUCAUAGGAAUAUCAGAGAUGAUGAAGGCUUCAUUAUUAGGCAUUUUGCAGGGGCAGUGUGCUAUGAAACAACCCAGUUUGUGGAGAAAAAUAAUGAUGCCCUACAUAUGUCUCUUGAAUCCUUAAUAUGUGAAUCCAGAGAUAAGUUUAUUCGGGAAUUAUUUGAGUCAUCCACAAAUAACAACAAAGAUACUAAACAAAAAGCAGGCAAACUCAGCUUCAUCAGUGUGGGAAACAAGUUUAAGACACAGUUAAAUUUGCUUCUGGAUAAACUUCGAAGUACUGGAGCAAGCUUUAUUCGUUGCAUCAAACCUAAUUUAAAAAUGACAAGCCACCACUUUGAAGGUGUUCAGAUUUUGUCUCAACUUCAAUGUUCAGGUAUGGUGUCUGUUUUGGACUUGAUGCAGGGUGGUUUUCCAUCACGAGCUUCAUUUCAUGAACUCUAUAACAUGUAUAAAAAAUACAUGCCAGAUAAACUUGCAAGGUUGGAUCCAAGACUAUUUUGUAAGGCUCUCUUUAAAGCUUUGGGCUUAAAUGACGUUGACUAUAAGUUUGGGUUAACGAAAGUAUUUUUUAGACCUGGCAAGUUUGCAGAAUUUGAUCAGAUUAUGAAGUCUGACCCUGACCACUUAGCAGAGUUGGUGAAAAGAGUCAAUCACUGGCUUGUCUGCAGUCGCUGGAAGAAGGUUCAGUGGUGUUCACUCUCGGUCAUCAAAUUGAAAAACAAAAUAAAAUAUCGAGCUGAAGCCUGUGUUAAAAUGCAAAAAACUAUUCGAAUGUGGCUUUGCAAAAGAAGACACAAACCUCGCAUUGAUGGCCUGGUUAAGGUGGGCACACUGAAGAAACGACUUGGUAAAUUUAACGAAGUUGUCAAUGCACUGAAAGAUGGAAAACCAGAAAUGAAUAAAAAGGUCAAGAAUCUUGAAAUUUCUAUUGAUGCUUUGAUGGCCAAAAUUAAGUCCACUCUGAUGACAAGGGAACAAAUACAGAAGGAAUAUGAUGCACUAGUUAAAAGCUCAGAGGAACUUCUCAGUGCAUUACAGAAGAAAAAACAGCAGGAAGAGGAAGCAGAAAGGUUGAGACGUAUUCAAGAAGAAAUGGAAAAAGAAAGAAAAAGACGUGAAGAAGACGAACAACGUCGAAGAAAGGAAGAGGAGGAAAGGCGGAUGAAACUUGAAAUGGAGGCAAAGAGAAAGCAAGAAGAAGAAGAGAGAAAGAAAAGGGAAGAUGAUGAAAAACGUAUUCAGGCUGAAGUGGAGGCGCAGCUGGCCAGACAGCGGGAGGAGGAGUCUCAGCAGCAGGCGGUUCUGGAGCAGGAGCGCCGGGACCGGGAGCUGGCGCUGAGGAUCGCCCAGAGCGAAGCGGAGCUUAUCACUGACGAGGCUCAGGCCGACCUCGCGCUCCGGAGAGGUCCUGCUGUACAAGCCACCAAGGCAGCUGCUGGUACCAAGAAACAUGACCUUAGUAAAUGGAAAUAUGCAGAGCUACGUGAUACCAUUAAUACGUCUUGUGAUAUUGAGCUCCUGGCAGCUUGCCGAGAAGAAUUUCACAGGAGACUAAAAGUGUAUCAUGCUUGGAAAUCCAAGAACAAGAAGAGAAAUACUGAAACAGAGCAACGUGCCCCAAAGUCUGUUACUGACUAUGCUCAACAGAACCCAGUGGCUCAGCUUCCUGCCAGGCAGCAGGAGAUUGAAAUGAACCGACAGCAGCGCUUCUUUCGCAUCCCAUUCAUCCGCCCUGCAGACCAGUACAAAGACCCACAGAGUAAGAAAAAAGGCUGGUGGUACGCUCAUUUUGAUGGACCAUGGAUUGCCCGGCAGAUGGAACUCCACCCUGACAAGCCACCCAUCCUUCUUGUGGCUGGUAAGGAUGACAUGGAGAUGUGUGAGCUGAAUCUUGAAGAGACAGGCCUCACUCGAAAGCGUGGUGCUGAGAUUUUGCCAAGACAGUUUGAAGAAAUUUGGGAACGCUGCGGAGGCAUCCAGUAUCUUCAGAACGCGAUUGAGAGCAGACAGGCUAGGCCCACGUACGCGACGGCCAUGCUGCAGAAUCUGUUAAAGUAAACGUUGCACACUAACCUUGUAGCUGGGAGCCCUUACGGUGGUUCUGAGGGGUGUGUGCCCCAGAGAUUUCACCACUCCAUGAUCAUGUUAGCAUUACUUAGACAAAGUGAACAGAUUUUAGUAAUGAUGGGUUUUUGUUAAUUUGCUUAAGGUUAAUUAUGGUAGUGAGUUUGGGACCUAAAAAUUAUUUUCUGCUCUAACUCUUAAAUCUCUCAUUAUUCUAAUACUUGUUACACUUGGACAGACUCUGACAUUUCUCAUCCUUUUCCAACAGACUACCUUAAGUGCAGCCAUCAUAGUUGUUCUCUAGGAAAAGAGAAUUUUUUUAAAACAAUCAUACUACUUACACUUUUUAAGGAUGGCACAGUACCAUGGAACUGGAAUAUUGACUUAAAUUUUUUACAAGAAUUAAGGCACUUGAAAUGAUCAAGGCACUGAUGUUUUAGUCUGAAAAGCUGCUCACAUUCUACUCACAUUUUCAGAAACUCAUGGACGUUUCCCCUGAAGGUGGAAACUAUGAUUUUUUUUUUCUCCCUCCUUCACUGUGUCUUAGUUUGAGUGAAGUGAUUCUAAAAGUUCUAGAAUUCUAGAAAGGGCCUUCCUGUAUUUGAUGUACUCUGUAAUAAAGAGUACUUACAGUAUCCUGCACGGAUUUGUUUUUCUUUUCUAGCACAUUGUUGCUAUAAGAAUGUUCUUUUUAUAAUGGGCAAAUAAAGGAAAUUCAGACACUUUAAAGGCCUAAAAGUUUUGAAAUGACUUGUUUUGUUUAGGAAAGGAAAUAGAUUUUUGGUGGCACCAUGGUUUAACUGGGCCGAAUUCAAAUAUUCUUUCAACUUCAUCUCAGUUACGAUUUUUGUGUCAGAAUCUUGUCCAAGUUGUUUCAUGUGAUUUAGUGUUGUGCUUCAGACAUCUUUUAUUAUUAUUUUUUAAUUCCCACUGUCUUUUUUGGCCUUUGAGAUUUUGGUAAUUGUAGAGCUGUUUUAUAAGCUUCGUAAUUCAAAAGCCCAGGUACUUAAUAAUUGCUUGUUUCGUGUAACUGAUAAUCUAAAAAGAAAAAACAAAAACACGUUUUCUUUGUGUGCUGUUUAUUUUGAUCAAAGGCCAGCUGUUUCAAGCCUAAUAUUUAUGACUUUCAUAUUAGGAAUUGAGAGACAAAAAUGCAUCAAGGAAUUAUGUUGACAUAAUCCUAAGAAGUCUUGUUUGUAUUUUAGAAUAAAAUUAGAAAAUAAAACUAUUCUCUGCACCUUGCUUUUCUGAUUUUUAAAGACCCUAACCUUUGAAAUGAAUUCCCAGUAAUUUUUUUUUUUCUUAGAAAGGAUACCUCAGUUAGGAAGAUAUUUCCAAACUGAUUUGUGUUUGUGAGCCACAGACACUGUUUUCAGAACUGUUUCCCUCAUAGUGUCUGUCUUAGUGCAGAGGCGUUUAUUUAUUAUGCUACCGUGCAAACGAUUGUCUUCUGUUAGGAAAGCACACUGUCCUGUCUGUGCUGUCAAUUGAGUAUGUGAAUGUGAUUAUGUUUUGAAGGCUGUAUUACUGCCCGGAUUGACCCACCCUGGGGUCAUUUGGUCCCUGUGGUUGGUGACACAAGGUCUGGUUAUUGAAAUAAAUGACCUGUUCUCUCUCUUCUGAUCUCUUGCCUUUAAUCGGUGUUUUAAUUGUAUAGGAUAGGGAAUAAUUAGUUUUGUUUCCUAACUAGUUGCAAGUACUGUCCUUGAAGAAAUUAUUCAAAUUGAUUUUUAAUGACUUGUCCCUUUUUAACUGUUCUCAGAAACUGUUUAUAUACCUCUUAGAUACAAUAAUAGCCACUAGAUGGAAAAAUUAAAACUACUGUAAUCAGAAAACUUAAUAUUUUAAAAGACAUAAGAAAUAUACCACAGCAAAGCAUUGUUAAAAAUCUUUUUUAGUUUUUGACUCUAAUAGUUAAUAAAAUCAUAGUUAAUCACAAGCCAUUUUGUUUCUAAUUAUGUUACACAGCUGUCCUAGAACUUGAUCUAUUUAAAAUAGUCACCUGAGUUAAUUUUGGCUACCAGGAGAAUUGCCCUAAUUCGAAUAGACUUUCAGUAACCUACAUACAAUAGAUGUACAUACAUACACUCAGAGGUCUGAUUGCUGGAGAAACUGAGGACCUCAUUGACCUUUUAAGGGAAAUAUAGUGCUGUCAAGAUGCUGCAUUACUAUGUCACAGUGACACCUAUAAGAUCGAGGAGAAAACUGUAGGAAUCAUAAGUAAAUUAAUUCAUGUUUUCAUUAAUCAUUUUAAUUAAGAAUAAAAAUUGCAAGUUUUAACCAGCGAAAUCUGCCCUUAAUUCUUAAUGCUUGUCUUCCGCAAUACCAGUUCCUUCCUUACUAUACUCUUUGGCAAAGGUAGGUAUAUCUAAAAUAUUAAAAAUAGGACAAAAUAUUUUUACAUUUAAUUCGAUUAUUGAUGUAAUUUCUAAUUCCUUUAACACAUUUUAGAUCUGUAUAGGGUCAACUCAACGGCAGCGGGUUAUCGUGAGCCAUGGGUAUGCACUGAGAGAAGGAAAUUUCCCUAAUGCACAUACGGCCAGAGAACACUGACUUUUCUUAGUUGUAAAGUUGGAGUGAUAAAAUGAUGUGCUAGAAGCAUGAGCCGACACAAAGAGCACUUUAUUAUUGCUCACAUUCAGCUUCCUAUGACGACUUUUUAGAGUUCAUUCUUUCUAGUAACAUAGCAAAACCCUUUUGUUUUGCAAGCAACCAAGAAAAGAUCAUCUUAAGUGGAAGAGAGGUGGUGUCGGUGGAGGUUUAACUAGGGAAUAGAAAAGCAUAGGCAAGAAUAAUAAUGAGGAUUUAUUGUCUGUAGAGUUUCAUUAAUUGGAGAUUUCUUUAAAGAUAUUUUCAUUCAUAGGUUAUUACUGUGGUUCUCAGGGGAUCCAAAUAUGUAGAUCUUUGGUUUCUUUACCUACAGUUUGUUAGGAGUUCUUUGGAUCAGCAGAAUAACUACUGAAUCAGUCAGUUAGUCAAUUAAUACAGUGUUAGUGGUAGACCUACCUCCUUUUAUGGAUGAGGGAACAGAGAUCCACAAAGGUCAACUAAUUUGGUUCUGAAUCAUGAAGAAGAUACAAAUGCCUUUGUUCCAACUAUGUUGAGAAAUAAAACAAGCAAACAUUUUAACAGCCCUCAGAAUUUGCAAAGGGUUUUGCUUUUGUCAUUCUAUGCCUUCAGAAGGUGUGACAGGUUUUUUAUAUUAUUUAUCAGUAAUAACAAUUAUGGAGAGUCUUAAUUUCUCCCAGAAGAUAAACUAACAAAGGAGAGAAGGGCAGGGGCAGGGGCGGAUUAAUCAGUAAACAAGGUACGCACAGGCUUCCUUGUGUUUACGUAUCUGCACUGCACUGUACCUGUUUUUCACCACAUCAUGUGACAUUGCGUACUGUGGAUUUGUAAGUAAACACAAUGAGGCCCCAGUGUACCUUACUUAUUGGGUAAUCCAUCCCUGGGGAGGGGAUAUCCAAAAAUGAGAAUAAGGACAAGUCAGGGAGAGCAGUUGUUAAUAGCUAAGGUGGAAGAGAAAGGUGAUGUGCCCUUGAAGACUACAUCCCUCAGGUUAGAAAACACUGAAGAUUUUAGGCACCAAAGCUCUCUUAGAUCUUUGCUAAUUUUUAAAGAAUUACAUGUAAUAGAAGAGCAGAAUCUGUAGUUAUUAAAAUUUGGGUCAAGAUAGAGCUGGUGUAUUGGUUCUCAGCAUAUAGAACUGGAGAAGGCCAGCACUAGGUAGACCUUCUGUGCAUAGCCUCAUUAAGGGUAAAGUGGAAACACUUUCAGAGUUAGAGCCUGACCAUGCCAGGACUGGGUCUUUGAAUAAAAUCAAGUUCAAAUUCAUGUAUUCUUCUUUCUUCAUUUGCUAACUUAAUGUAUGAAGUAAGUUUGGAUGCUUCAGAAGUUUUUCUGUUGAUAAUCAAGAAAACUCAGUGCACAUUUAAAAGGAGAAUCUCACGAUACUGAUGUGUACACAUGCAGAAUCUCAGUUCACCUUCAGAAUCCAGAUAAGGCAUAUUACUUGGUUGUUUUCCUUUCACUUUGAAAAAUUCAUCUCGUUACAACUGUUGCUUAAUUUUUCCUCAUUAAAAAUGUGUAUCUGAUUCUUUCCUAAA
This is a messenger RNA of Loxodonta africana (African savanna elephant), 8136 nucleotides long. It is a transcript of the gene MYO6, whose product is annotated as myosin VI. Bases 263 to 4024 code for a protein of 1253 amino acids. The transcript is spliced from 33 exons. Gene Ontology annotation, molecular function: actin filament binding; ATP binding; microfilament motor activity. The record is from RefSeq and is a predicted model, not a curated record. Lineage: Eukaryota; Metazoa; Chordata; Mammalia; Proboscidea; Elephantidae. Gene Ontology annotation, cellular component: endocytic vesicle; actin cytoskeleton; ruffle. Gene Ontology annotation, biological process: inner ear auditory receptor cell differentiation; vesicle transport along actin filament; endocytosis.